GAGCAAGUUCCUGGAUCAUCAAAACAAAAACAGUGCCAGCCCUGCCCUGCUGUAUCAGUCUGUUGCAUUGUCAUCAUGCUACUGAAAUCAUGUUGCAUUUACGGCACCGGAGCCUUUUCUAUUCUCAUGCUGAUUCUCGGCAUUUCCCUGGUUUUGUCCAGCGUGUUUCCACAUCUUCUACAGUCGAUGGUUGAAAAGGAAGUCGUUUUAAAAAACGGCACGGACACAUUUGCGGCCUGGGAAAAUCCACCGGCACACAUCUACAUGCAGUUUUACUUCUUCAAUCUCACAAAUCCCGCGGAGGUGUUGCUGGGUGACAGGCCGGCUGUGGUCGAGAUUGGUCCGUAUACAUACAGAGAGUACCGGCCUAUGGAGCAGGUUGACUUCCAGGAUAAUGGCACUAAAGUAGCAGCUGUCAACACUAAAACCUACAUUUUCGUGCGUAACAUGUCCCGAGGUCCUGAGAGUGACCUCAUCAGGACGGUCAACAUCCCUGCCGUGACGAUAAUGGAGAAAUUUAAGGACAGCCUAUAUCUUUCCAAUAUUAUCUCCUCCCUCAUGAAAUAUCUUGAUGAAAACCUCUUCACCACCCGCACAGUGGGAGAGCUUCUGUGGGGAUAUGAAGAUCGCCUCCUUGCAGACUUCAAAAAGUUCCAGCACGACCUGGAUGAUGUUUUCGGACUCUUCUAUAAGAGCAAUGCUUCAAACGAUGGGGAGUAUGUGUUCUUCACCGGUCAACAGAACUACAAGGACUUCGCUAGAGUGGACACAUGGAACGGUGGAAGUUCCUUGAGCUGGUGGACAUCUGACGAGUGCAACAUGAUCAAUGGGACCAACGGCGCCUUUUUCCACCCAGUCAUCACCAAGAGUGAGACUCUCUACAUGUUCUCCUCUGACCUUUGCAGGUCUCUGUACGCUCUGUAUGACAAAGAGGUGACGGUGAAGGGGGUCCCCGGGUAUCGAUUCGUCCCCCCCUCCAAGGUGUUUGCCAAUGUGUCUGUGAACCCGGACAACGCAGGCUUUUGCGUGCCUGCCGGUAAUUGCCAGGGCUCCGGUGUGCUGAAUGUCAGCCCAUGUAAACAAGGAGCUCCCAUCAUAAUGUCUUCACCGCACUUCUACGAGGCAGAUGAGAAGUUUGCUCAGGACGUGUUUGGCAUGAAACCUGACAAGGAGCAGCACCAGACGACCAUUGAUAUUCAUCCGCUAACGGGAAUCGUCCUGCAAGCAGCGAAGCGUCUCCAGAUUAACGUCUAUUUGGAGCAGAUGCCCAGGUUCAGCCAAACAGGAAACGUGAGGACGGUGGUCCUCCCUGUGGUUUAUCUCAACGAGAGCGCCCUCAUUGACGACGCCUCAGCCAAGAAGCUGCAGAUGAUCGUCAUGGAGAAGGAUGUCGUGGAGAACAUCCCGUUCAUGCUGAUUGGUCUGGGCAUUAUUCUGGGAGUAGUCUUCAUGCUGUUGAUGUGUCGACAGAGAGUCCCUGAGAGCACCUCCGCUGAACGGCAGCCGCUCCUCUCGUCAUAGCACACAGGCCGUGAAAGGAGGAAGACUGCUGAGUUUGAAGUGUAACAUCAAAGGCUAGAUGGUGUCCAUUGUGUCUUUUCGAUUAAUAAUGUGUUACCGUUUUUCCUUUAUUUCAGACACUGAUUUCUUUGAUAAUAGGAAGAUGUUGCUCUCUUCUGAGGAAGGUGUAAGUUUCCGCCGGAACAUGUCGAGGUACGAGUAACAUCUUCCUAUUAGGUAGAAAUCAGUGUCUGAAAAAAGGAAAAAAAGGGUAAUAUAUAAUUUCAAAGGCUCAAUGAAUCUAAAAUUUCCACCAUUAAUCCCCAAGUAACAGCUUCCACUGAUCACCAGCAUCAACCUUUUAAUCGUUUUUUUUUUUUUUAAAUGUUAAUGGUUUUUGGAAACAAGGUAAAGAGGAUGGUGCGCUGCCUCUGUAUCGUUUACUGGGUUUGAGGUUUAAUGGUUUGGUUUUAUAUUUCUAAGAAAAACCGAGGUUUGGAUUGAGAUAACCUGAACUGCUGAAUACUUGCCAAAUCAAAUUUGUCGUGGAGAGCCUGCUUAGUCCGAGCAAAUCAAACCUCCAGCAAUAUAAGCGGGAAAACACUAUGCUCUUAUUUGACCGUAGCCAUAUUUUAUAUGUGUGUAAGUGCAGGGUUUCUGCAACAACGGAAGGAUAAACGUCACUUUAACGAGUUUGCUUUAAGAAGAACAAACUCAAGCAAAGUGACAUAAGUUGAGCUGUGCAAAGUGACAACUGACAGAAUGUUUCUAAUCUUUUAAUGUGAAUAAUGAUAUGUGUGUAGCCUUGAAAGGUUUUUAACAUAAAGUGAUGUUGAGAAUAUCUCAAUUGAAGGUUUUCGUUUGGACUUUUGCCUCAUGGAUCAUGAAGUUUAAUGCAGUUUAAUCAGCUUCAUUUUAAAACAAUGUUCGUGUAGCCAAGCCCGACACGCCUACAGUAUGGGUGCAUGUGUGUGAUGUGGACUAGGAGCCAAGCAGUAUUUCUCAGUAGGUAUCAGGAUAAAGGGACAGCUUUUGCCAGUUUGUCUAGAUGGUUUGAAACCCACCAAGAUAUUUUCUUUCCCUUAAUUCCAGUUCUUGUCACAGAAUCUACUUAUAGUUUUAAAAAAUCAGUUCAUAAGCAACUUUACAUCAGUGACACUACUAAUAAGUAUUAAGAAAAAAAAACAUUUUUAACCCAUUUUAACCCAUUUGUCUAAUUUUUAUGAUUGUAUUUUGCACUUUUAAGCAGCAUUUUAUGAAUUUAUUGAAGGCUAAAGCCAUAGUUAUCUACUGGCCUAUGACUGUCUAAACGUCCUCUUAAAUCUAUCUUCUGUCCAUCGCUGCUAACAAUGGCUUUACAAUGUUGCGAUUUCUGUAACCACUAUCCGCUGACAAGAUGUCCCCUCUGUGUGUUUUGUAAUGUAAGUGAUCUCGUUUACACCACUACUCUAUAGUCAGAUCAGAACUCUACAUGUAAUCUCUGUUUACAUAAUCUCUAUAGGUCAUGUCGGUAACCAUUUGCACAGUGUCUCAUCUGCUUUAACGUGAAUAAUUUUGCUUUCGUACUCUCUGAAGGCGUGUGUGCGGCUUGGUCAUUACUUGACCAGGUGAUGAAUCAUUACUAACAGGUGCUUUUCAUAUUGUCCAGAGGUCAUCAAUAAAACUGACUCACUUUGUGGCAAAA
This is a messenger RNA of Mugil cephalus (flathead mullet), 3184 nucleotides long. It is a transcript of the gene scarb2c, whose product is annotated as scavenger receptor class B, member 2c. Gene Ontology annotation, molecular function: scavenger receptor activity. NCBI's taxonomy places the organism in Eukaryota, Metazoa, Chordata, Actinopteri, Mugiliformes, Mugilidae. The record is from RefSeq and is a predicted model, not a curated record. Gene Ontology annotation, biological process: receptor-mediated endocytosis; protein targeting to lysosome. Gene Ontology annotation, cellular component: cytoplasm; membrane; lysosome. Bases 76 to 1521 code for a protein of 481 amino acids. The transcript is spliced from 12 exons.